UGAUCCUUCAACUCUGUUGUUUUUUUCUAAUAAGAGCCCUAUUUUUGAGAGCGCCCUGGGCGCUUAUUAUGUUGAGUACGGUAUGUAGAAUUUGCUUUGUCAAGUAUGGGAAGUAACUGUCUGCAUAUAUGCUGAAUCAUCAAAAUCAGUGACACACCGAACAAGUAUGAGUGUAAGUAUUUGUUUAUGCAUGUAGGUGAUAUAUUUAAGUCUGACGAGUCCAGAUAGGUCAAGUUUCAUACAUCAGGUCCAAUGUCAGGACUGAAUAACAGUCCUACUUUGAUCAUGACUUGACUAUGCUUUAUAGUCAACAGUCAGAAACUUCAAGCCUCGGGCUUGUCACAAGAUUGUGUUAUUACUCAGGCUGGCAAUUGGUUUUUGAGGCUAAAAUAAUCAUUAGAGGUCAUCAUGCGCCUAAUACGGUGACCUGAUCCGCGACAAAGACGAUGAAGAUUUCGACAGUGUGACGGAUCACUUUGUGUGAUCACCGGUUGAAUCACUGUCUUACUCAUUAGGGAACCCGAUUCUACCAGGCCAGGCUUAAUUCAUUGCUGAGUAAGCUGGCUGCUUGACCACUGGUCAAACGAGGACUUCCUGUAUGGGGAUGGACCUACCUUGAACGACAUGAUGGAUGUGAAGUGCUUGUGUCUGUAUUUCAGGAGAAAAGGUAGUUUCUGGAUGUUGGUUGUGGGUGUGUUAGCCUUGUUGGUUGUGUGCUGAGGUGGAAAAAAUAUGGGAUUUGGAUAUUUUUUUAAUCUCGACAAGCAUUGUGUACAUCGUCAUCUCAGAGAAAAAUCAGGUUUCAAUUUGAGUGAUGAGGAUCCCUCUCGUGGAUGCUUCAAGAUGGCCGAAGAAGUAACCGUGACAGCAAAGUAUGACUAUCACGCUGAAAACAGUCAAGAACUGGACAUAAAGAAAAACGAGAAACUGACUCUUUUAGAUGACAGCAAGGAUUGGUGGAAAGUCCAGAACAGCUCUAACAAGUCUGGAUUUGUGCCAUCAAACUACGUCCGACGUAUAAAACCCAAAGCAUCAAUAUUUUCAAGUCUGAAAAGUCUUGGCCGGAAAAAAAGUGAUGCUGCAAAGAACUCGGCUUGUCCGUCACCGGCGACGCUGCGUAAUGGUGAUGCCAGGAGCAACGGUCCGCUUCAUCCAAGUGGGAGUUCGACCAGUAGUCAACCUUGCCACGAAGCAACUCCUGCCACUGCCAAAUAUCACUACACGUCCCAACGAGAAGACGAAAUCUCUCUUGUGAAAGGGGAACAUUUAAUUGUGCUAGAAAAGUCCAAUGACGGCUGGUGGAAGGGCCAGAAGAACGACAAUUCCGUGGGCUGGUUCCCGUCGAAUUACGUGUUGGUGGAUUCCGAGGUGGACUACUGCACUGCCGCCACGGCCGAGUCCAUGAUGAAUGACUGUAUAGAGGUGGUGACCACCCUCUAUCCCUUCACGGGGAAAAACAAGGAAGAGAUGAGCUUUGACAAAGGCCAGAGACUUGAAAUAAUCGACAAACCAUCGGAGGAUCCCGAGUGGUGGUUUGCUCGGAACAGUAGAGGCGACAUGGGGCUGAUUCCACGGAAUUAUGUGCAAAGUGUGGAAGAGUGUGACGGUGACCGGGGCACGAGCAUGAGCUCCUGCACCCCCCAGUCCCAGUCCACGAGUAGUUUGUCUAACGCUUCGUCGCUGGGGAUCACGGGUGGGCGGAGGCAGUUCCAUGUCUCGGGGCCUCUUCAGGAGAAGGAUUGGUACUUUGGGAAAAUUAGCAGGCCUCAGUGUGAGGAACUUUUAUCCAAAUAUGCCGAGGACGGUGACUUUCUUAUUAGGGACAGUGAAUCUGCCGCCGGCCAGUACACAGUAGUGUUGAAGGCACCAAAUAGAAACAAACAUUUUCGUGUGCAUGUUAAAGAUGGCGAGUACCAAAUAGGCCAACAGACUUUCACGUCACUGGAACAGUUGAUAGAUCAUUACAAGAGACAUCCAAUUUACAAACAGGAGUCGGAAAAACUCUACCUUGUCAAAUCUUUUGUAAUGCAGGCCGACUUCUGACAACUAGAUGCACUGGUGUGAUUUCUUAAUCUGGUCAUCGUGGUCAGCCGCGGUCAUCCCGCGGUAAGCGGACGAACAGUUGCUACAUUGGGAGUACAGAACCGAACUGCUCAGCCUGAGGAUCAACUCGGAAUAGAAGAGAAGAAAUGUACUUGCUUAUUGAUUUUUGAAGUGUUUUUUUAAAUGGAAAAAAGGAUGUAUGUUCCACCUACUUAAGACGUGUAAGACACAGAAUCUCGAUUUGAAACGACUGUUGUCAUGUAUUUAACCAGCUUCAUUGUUAUUACCAAUAGAAAAGUUUGAUUGACUUGUAUCACAACAGCUUUUACCAUGGAAGAGCAGUAGCAUUGGUUUAGAGUUUUCUCUCAGUAUAUUUUGUGAAAAUGAUAAGUGAUAUUACGUGUUAUAAAAAUGAGGUCCAAAAAUUGUAGUGAUAUUUUAGAAGCGUUACAGUUUGAUAUUUUUACUAUUAAUGAUGUUAAAAGCUGGUGAUGAUUGCUGCGAUCUUUGCAUCUUGAGCUCACCGAUAUAUUAGUCGUAAAGUCUUCACUUUUGAGCAAACGUGAGUCUGUCAAUCCAUGACAACAGCUUCACUACUCAGUAACUGAAACAAAUAUGCAAGCUGUCCGAUGUUAGCAUUUUGGGGGUCACAUUCAAAUACCAUAGAAGAUCUCAAGGCCCAUGGCCCCUGUUCAUAUUGAACAAUGAAAUGUGUUGCUGGGGAAUCUCGAACCAACCAUGUUUAGAUGUUGUUGAACUCUACUGCUCUUUCAUGGGACAGACCCUUCGUAUAUAUGGUAAGGCGAUCCCAAUAUUGAGGCAGAGUUGAUGCUGCCUCCUGUAGAAUCUGUAUUAAGUGACCAGUCAAAAUAUAUCAAUCAUCAUCAUCAUGAUCAUCAUCGUCAUUAGCAAUGCUGUUUCUCACGCAUGCUGUGUGGCUGUUGGUUUUAUGCUGCAUGAACUCAACCAUGAAGCAUGGCUGUUGGUUUUAUGCUGCAUGAACUCAACAAUGAAGCAUGGCUGUUGGUUUUAUGCUGCAUGAACUCAACCAUGCUGUGUGGCUGUUGGUUUUAUGCUGCAUGAACUCAACAAUGAAGCAUGGCUGUUGGUUUUAUGCUGCAUGAACUCAACCAUGCUGUGUGGCUGUUGGUUUUAUGCUGCAUAAACUCAACCAUACUGUGUGGCUGUUGGUUUUAUGCUGCAUGAACUCAACCAUGAAGUAUGGCUGUUGGUUUUAUACUGCAUGAACUCAACCAUGAAGCAUGGCUGUUGGUUUUAUGCUGCAUGAACUGAACCAUGAAGCAUGGCUGUUGGUUUUAUGCUGCAUGAACUCAACAAUGAAGCAUGGCUGUUGGUUUUAUGCUGCAUGAACUCAACCAUGAAGCAUGGCUGUUGGUUUUAUGCUGCAUGAACUCAACCAUGAAGUAUGGCUGUUGGUUUUAUGCUGCAUGAACUCAACCAUGAAGCAUGGCUGUUGGUUUUAUGCUGCAUGAACUCAACCAUGAAGCAUGGCUGUUGGUUUUAUGCUGCAUGAACUCAACCAUGAAGCAUGGCUGUUGGUUUUAUGCUGCAUGAACUCAACCAUGAAGCAUGGCUGUUGGUUUUAUGCUGCAUGAACUCAACCAUGAAGCAUGGCUGUUGGUUUUAUGCUGCAUGAACUCAACCGUGAAGCAUAGCUGUUGGUUUUAUACCGCAUGAACUCAACCAUGCUGUGUGGCUGUUGGUUUAAUGUCGCAUGAACUGACUAUUCAUUGAGCCCUAGUCUUUUGCACAUGUAUGUUAUAUAGAUUUGAAAUGUACUCCUAUCAUCUACAUAAGUAUCAAAACCUUUUGUUGAGAUUCUUAAUGAGGGCAUGAGAAGACUGUAAUAUAUAAAUUAUUGAUUGUGAACUGACUGACAUAAAUUGUAUGUUUCCCUCCCCUGUUAUAGAUAUGUCUUUUGUCUCAAGCGUUGAAUCAAAUACUAUCUGGAAUUAAAUUUGUGCAGGCAGAAUAAAGGUGUUUCCAUGUCACAGUGCCAGUCUCACACUUUGGUAAAUUGUGUUCCAGGUGCUGUCAUAUGUACCUAUGAUUGUGGGUUCGAAUCCCGGUUCGCCCCGAUUAUGUUUCUAGGUUUGUCAGCACCAUACCCAUGCUCGUGGGUUUCAACGAAGUGGUUAAACGUCUAAGACCUGCAUCACUUCGGGCUUUCCUCCCACAUUAAGCUGACACGCCGUGAUAUGACUGGAAUACUGUUAAAAGUGGCGUUUAACCCAACUCACUCACUGUCAUUUGUAAAAGCAUUGAAUGUAUUAAGCAUGUUUGAUGGGCCUUUGGAGCAUAUGGCUUUGACUUUGAAUAAAACAGGAAGCAGGAAAAUGGACAAUAGUUAUUGACAUGAUACACAGUGAAACCUUGUUUGUGUGGACACUGUUAAUCCCAGACUUUCGACAGAGAUGCCAACCCUGAUUGAAGCUUACGAGUAAUCAGUGGGGUAAAGAAACGAUUUCCUGUGAAAAAGAGUAAUGUUGACAGUCCCCACAGCGAUAGAAACUAACAUCUUUAGUCUGCUAGUCCUUUUAAUGAUAACAUAGAGCAAAACUCUUAAAAAUGGCAAUUUUCUACUAGUCCUUAUGAUACCUUAACUUUUGGGCAGUUUGGCAAGCACUACAGGACAAGUGCCAAUUUCUAAAGCUGACCUUUAGUUCUUUGUCUGCACGAAUAUAGAUUAAUCGAUAACAUGACUUGAUCGAAAACAUGUCUUGAUCGAAAACAUGUCUUGAGUGUCUUUUAAAAUAACAACCAUUCAUAGACCUUGUACCAUCAUAGAAUUGAAAGCAUGGCUCCCAUUGGUCAGCAUAGCCUCCCUGUAGAACGCUUUUUAUCACAUUAUAUAAUACAGUAACAAUUUGCUCCCUGUGAUAAUUUAUGCAUGUGGUAAAAAAUACGUGAAAAAAUGACAUUAAUCUCAAUUUGGGGGAGGACAAGCAUAAUAGCAUAAUGUUAGGCUAAAAAAUCGUCUCCAUAGGCCAAAAUCGUACUGGUUCGCAUCUCUGGUUUUUGGAAAGACUACAGAAAUGACAUGAGCUCAGUCCAGAAUAAAGAGGUUUCACUGUACACAGGAUAAUGAGUUGUUUCUCUUCGCAAGGAAUACAGAUCAGAUAGGGGAAACUAAGAAAUAAAACAUUUCUCUUUGCGUCAAUAAAACAUUUCUCUUUGCAUCAAUAAAACAUUUCUCUUUGCAUCAAUAAAACAUUUCUCUUUGCAUCAA
Molecule: messenger RNA, 5293 nt
Organism: Haliotis rufescens (red abalone)
Lineage: Eukaryota; Metazoa; Mollusca; Gastropoda; Lepetellida; Haliotidae
Product: cytoplasmic protein NCK2-like
Exons: 3
Coding region: 733-2043 (436 amino acids)
Molecular function (GO): protein binding
Source: RefSeq, a predicted model, not a curated record